Molecule: messenger RNA, 1671 nt
Organism: Cygnus atratus (black swan)
Lineage: Eukaryota; Metazoa; Chordata; Aves; Anseriformes; Anatidae
Gene: SYTL1
Product: synaptotagmin like 1
Exons: 14
Coding region: 1-1671 (556 amino acids)
Biological process (GO): exocytosis; intracellular protein transport
Cellular component (GO): exocytic vesicle; plasma membrane
Molecular function (GO): neurexin family protein binding; small GTPase binding
Source: RefSeq, a predicted model, not a curated record
AUGGCGCUGGAGCCGGGUGCCGAGGCGCUGCUGGACCUGAGCUUCCUGACGGAGGACGAGCGGCGCGCCAUCGCCGAGGUGCUGCGCCGGGACUCGCAGCUCCGCCGGCGCGAGGAGGGGCGCAUCAGCAAGCUGCGCAAGUCGGUGUCGGACCCGGCCCGGCUGCGGACCCUCACCGGGGACUGGUUCUGCGAUGUGCGCGCCCAGCGCCACCGGCACCACCUGGGCUCCGACCUCGUCCGCGCCUCCAUCCGCCGCAGGAGGCGGCCACGGGGAGCAGGGGACCCGGAGCGUGGCCCCAGCUUGGGCGAGCUGGAGGUGAUCGGCGAGCCGCUGGUGGAAGAGAAGGAGGACGAGGAGCCGGCGGUGACGGAGGAGAGCCCCUCUGAGGAUGGUGUCCAGGCAGAGCCCCAGCCUGGCCCCACGGCCCCGGCACCGGAGGGGACACCGGUGCCACCGACGCCGCAGGUGGACGUCCCGGCGAGGGAGCAGGACGGCCCGGGACAGCCAGGUGACAGAGUGGAUGGGAACCCCUUCGGCACGGCCAGCGUGGAGGAAGAUGAGGAGGAGCCCGAUCCUGCACACAGCAGCCCUGGGGCCGGGCAGGGUCCGGGGACCCCCCCACCGGGCCGUGCGUCCCCACAGAACGGCCACGUGCCCCCCAGCAGCCUGCUGACCGCCAGCUCCUCCGUGUCCAGCCUCAGCUCCUCCACGCUGAGCGGCAGCCUGAUGAGCCUGUACAGCGACGGGGAGCUGGGCAGGGUGCCCGUGCGGGGCUGCGUCCAGUUCUCGCUGCGCUACGACCCGGCCACGCAGGAGCUGCAGGUCCACGUGGUGCGGUGCCGCGAGCUGGCCGAGGCCAAGAAGCAGCGGUCGGACCCGUACAUCAAGACCUACCUGCUCCCGGAUAAGUCCAACCGCAGCAAGCGCAAGACCACGGUGCGGAAGCGGAGCUUGGACCCCAUCUUCAACGAGACCCUCAAGUACAAGCUGGAGAAGAGGGACCUGCAGGGCCGGACGCUGAACCUGUCGGUGUGGCACCACGACAGCCUGGGCAGGAACCUCUUCCUGGGCGAGGUGGAGAUCGCGCUGGGCGCCUGGGACUGGGCCAACACGCGCCCCGAGUGGUUCACCCUGCAGCCCCGGACGCCCGUGGCCCUGGACGGUCUCUCCAGCCGAGGCAACCUCAACCUGGCCCUGAAAUUCAUCCCCGCCGGCUCCGAAGGAGCGGGGCUGCCCCCCACGGGCGAGCUGCACAUCUGGGUGAAGGACGCGCAGGGCCUGGUCCCGCUGCAGGGCGGCACCGUGGACGCCUUCGUGCAGUGCUACGUGCUGCCCGAUGACAGCAAGGCGAGCCGGCAGAAGACGCGGGUGGUGAAGCGGAGCCUCAGCCCCCUCUUCAACCACACCAUGGUGUACGACGGCUUCCAGCCCAAGGACCUGGCCGAGGCGUGCGCCGAGUUCACCCUCUGGCACCGCGAGGCUUUCUCCAAGCGGCAGCUGGGCGGCGUGCGCCUCAGCCUGGGCACCGGGAGCAGCUACGGGCUGCCCGUGGGCUGGAUGGACUCGACGCCGGAGGAGCGGGCGGUGUGGGGCCGCCUGCUGCAGCAGCCCGGCUGCUGGGUGGAAGCGCUGCUGCCCCUCCGGACCAACCUCGUCCCCCGCACGUAG